GGCAGAGUGUCAAGAAAACGGAUACUUACAAUAGGAUUUUGAGGGAGAUGCCAUCUCCACUCAGAAGCUGGUGACACUUCCCAAGGGGGAGCCUGCCCUCCAUCUCGAGCUGUCCCUUCCUGCCGGUUGCCCUGACAGAGCCUGGUCACACCCUUCUCCUGCUUCUAAGCAAGACACAACUUGGCCAGGGAAGCAGGAACCCUGGUCCUUCCUCAGGGAAGCCCUCUGCUGCUGCCCUGCAGGCUGAGGGUGCCUCCUCUGUGCCCUGCAGCCUUCGGCACCUGCCCUCGCUAUUGCACCUUUCUCCGGAGCUGUAACCUCCUCAGGUCAGGGUCAGCACCUGUCCUAGCAUCACCCAGCACAUGGCCUGCACUGAGCACCUGUCAGUGCAUGUUGGUGAAUGAACCCAUGAGUGAAUGCAUAAACAAAUGAAGCUGAAUCCUACCAGGGGAAGGAAGAGGGUUAAUCUACAAUGGACAGGCUGACGUUGGACGAGAGGAGGAGGCCCAGAGAAGAGAUGGAUGAAGGCAUCCUUUAGCGUGGCAGCGACAAGUGAUUAGUAACUGGUGCUGCUUACUGUGCACCUACUGUGUGCUGACACGAUACAGGUAGAGGGGCAUCAAGAGUGAGUGUUGGGGACCCUCACCUCCAGCGGACACCCACAGGGCUAUGGGAUCCGACACUUGGGCCAAGAGCCCUUGAGUCUAGGGCCCUCUGGGCUUCUUGCUGCUGCAGUCGCCCUGUGGGGGUGAGUCGAGCAAGCCUGGGUCUUGGGACUGUGGGUGGAGCACAGACUGCACCAAACUGGCUGCUGUCUUCAGGAGGCCUGGCAGGUGGAGGGAAGCCUGGAGCUCCCAGGUUGCAGGACCCCAGAAAGGCAUCCUGCCUGGGAGUGAGCAGGACCUCGGACAGGCAUCUGGGAGACAACUCAACCCAGCACCCUCUUUCGAGCCCCUCUCUGUACCCAGGCCUGAAGAGGGGGCCACUCCUGCACCUCCCUGUUCCCUGAGCCAAUAAGUUCUCUUUCUCUAGCCAGCUUGAAGCUUUGAGUUGUAACUCAAAGGUUCUUGACUGAUACCUGCAGCUGGGAUUUGCACCUGGGUGUGUGGUACCAUCUCUCUUCAGUUAAGCAGGAUCCUGAGCAAAAGACAAGGGAACUCAGAAGGGAUCCCAUGGCCAGAGGCUCAGGUGGGAAAGGCAGGUCUGGGGGAGCCAGCACUUCAGAGCCCAGUGGGGGUGAAGCAGGAGGCUGAAGGCUGCAGAGGGAGCCUCUAGAUAGAAAAGAGGUGUUAGGGAUGCCAGGAUGAGCCGAAAGGGGAUGCAAAGCACAGGCUGGGCUCCUUCAAGCUGCCAGACCCCCCACCUUACCCAGUUCUCACUCAGCUCUUGCCUGGUACCCAGCACAAGGCUGGGGGACAGCAGUGACUGAGACCCCAGCCUGCCCUCUAGGAGCUCACAGUCUCAUGGGGAACUGGACUUGCGAUCAGGAGUGAAGUGGGACCAUCAACACAGGGUGAUGGGUGUGGAUGGGUGAAACUAGGGAUGUGGGAGCCCAGAGGGAACCCCAGCCAGCCUGGAACCCUGCUUGGCGGAGCUCCUGGGGGAUGACUGCCCCCUGGACAGCUCCCCACCGAACCUGCCCAAAUAAGUAGCUCAUCAUAGUCCCUGAAAAUGGUGCUCUCCCUCCAGAGUCCCAGCCUUCCGGGGGCAGACCCUGAGAAUCAUCCCAGGCUGCUGUUUCCUGCCCCCUCUUCCAUCCACCAGCCCCAGAUAAUUAGAGCAACAGCUUCAUACCCCCGUGCCCUCGGUGGAGCCCCUCAUUUGACCCUCAAGCCCAUGAGUUGGGUAUUAUUUAUACCUGGUCCACAGUCCAAGGCUCAAGUGAGGUCUCCAGCUGCCGCUGAUUGGCCACGUGCCAGUCCUCCAUGUGGUACAGAUCAGGGAGCUCCUGUUUGCCCCAGCACAGGCGCUCCCCCAUGCAGACUCCAUCACCUGGCCAUUAGACCCUGCCUUGAGGCACACCCCUCCAACCUGCCCACCUUUGCUGUCAGAACAAAUGCGGCUCCCCAGCAGGUGACAAAGCUCAGGCCAGGCUUCUGCCACACUCUGGCUGUGCUCAGGCCCUCAUCGCUGGCCCGCACAGCCAGACAGCCUCUGCUGGUCCAGAAGCAGGAACCAGCGUGUCUGGUCACCCAGUGUCAUCUGUGCGGUCCUCAGGGCAGGGACUGGGUUUUGUUACUGUGUUAGGAACUGACACACACUUCUUUACAAAGCGAGUAGAUGCGCCUCUUUCAUUUGGUCUUCACAUCAACACCAUAAGCUAGGAUAUUUUUUUUUCCUGAGGAAGAUUCACUCUCAGCUAAUAUCUGUGCCAGUCUUUCUCUGUUUUGAAUGUGGAUCACUGCCGCAGCAUAGCCACCAAGGAGUCAUGUAGGUCCGCGCCUGGAACCGAACUUGGGCCGCCGCCAAAGUGGAGCGCCUAACUUAACCAUUAGGCCAGGGGCCUCUCCUCCGUUUACAAACAAAGAGCUAGGAACAGAACCAUGACCCCUGCCACACUAACUGCCCCAAUGCCGAACCUGCAGGGACAUGUACAGUGAGUCCUAACGACCCCCCAACCCUAAGCUGCGCGCUCACCGCAGGCCCGCGCCGAACCCCGGGCAUGCGAGAGCUCACUGCGCCGCGUUCCUCCUCCUGUGUCCUCCGACUACAACCCCCAGAAUGCACCGGGCGCGGCGACUUUGCGCCGCUCUUUCAAACCGGCCAAUCCGCAGCCACGCCGGGCCCCCCGCGCCCCGUUUAAAUCCGGGGCGGAGACGCGGCCGCCCGGGUGUCGUGGCCACUCGGGUGACUCCCUGACAGCUCUCGCCAUGGAAGGAGGGGAUGGCAGCGACGAGCCUGCCGCCAGCCAGGCCGGAGAGGCGAAAGGGGACGUUCCCGUGAAGGAUGACAUUCUUCUUUUGGCUGAUGAAAAAUUUGACUUCGAUCUUUCACUGUCUUCUUCAAGUGCAAAUGAAGACGACGAAGUCUUUUUUGGACCUGUUGGGCAUAAAGAAAGAUGUAUUGCUGCCAGCUUAGACUUAAAUAAUCAAAUUCCCGAAGAGCCUCUUCUGCCAGCGUCUGAAAGCCACUUCACUUGGAGUCCUCUCACUGGGGAGAAAUUUGUGGAAGUUUAUAAAGAAGCUCACUUACUGGCCUUGCAGAUAGAAAGCAACAGCAAAAACAAGGUGGCCCCAGCUGCCAAACCUGAAGACCCUUGGAGCCAGGGUGUGGAAAGAUUCAUACAGGAAUCAAAAUUAAAAAUAAAGCUCUUUGAGAAGGGAAAUGAAAUGAAGAAAAGCCCCAAGUCACUUAAAAGGGAGACAUACUACCUGUCAGACAGCCCCUUGAGGGGACCGCCCCCCUCGGGCACCCAGCCCCCCUUGGGCGUGGCCCUGCACAGUGCUCCUGCCCAGGCCAGCCUCGCCCCAAGGCAGGGCCCACCACACUCUUCUCAUUCUCCUUUGCCAGUGGAACCAAGUACCGCUCAUCCUCCAAACCAGGCAGUGACUCAGAAAAAGGCCAUCAGCAGAUUGGUGCCACCCCGAACUUUGUCUCUUAGAGGGAAAAACGUUCACUUGGCCACGGAGAAGCUUACGAAAGAGAUACCAGCUAAUCCCUGCAGUAUGAAAACCCUAAAUGAAAAGGAAUCCCACAGGGACGUGCGCCCUGACAAGCCCAGCACUGCCCAGGAUGUCACCAGCCUGCCAGCCAAUGGAAGCUACUUGGUCCAAGGCAAGCGAUCGCUCCCUGUUCCAAGCAAGUUGGGGCUGAAGAAAACCCUGUUAAAACCACCUGGUUGUGCUGGCAGUCUUGCAAGAAAGUCCUCGUCGUCGGGCAGUGUUUCGUGCGUGACGUCCAGUGCGUGUGCUUCUCCAGCAGCAGGCAAAGCUAAAUCAAGUGAACUUCCAAGUAUUUCUGCAGAUAGUUCCCGGCCUCUGUCACACACCAACCAGUUAGGCAGAACGGGACCUGCCGUGUCACGGCCAUCUCUGCAGCCUGGCCCUGCCGGUGUGUCCUGCAGGCAAAGCAAGUGGGCUGAGGUUGCUGAGUUGACAGCUCUUGCCCAACCCCAGACUCCAGAGCAGGGAGGCCCAAGGCCAACCUCUCAUUCCAGUCUGUCACAGUCUUCUCAACGGAAUACAACUGGGAGUACAAGAGGACGAGAUUCCUUUCUGAAUUCCAAGACAGUGGUUAUGCCUACUCCUACAAAUCAAUUUAAAAUUCCUAAGUUUUCUACUGGUGAACCCCCAGGCAGUGCAACACCAAAGUUCUCUCGGGCGCAGAGGCCACAGUCCUGCACGUCAGUGGGGAGGGUGACUGUCCAUAGCACUCCUGCGAGACGCUCCUCAGGGCCAGCCUCACAAAGCCUUUUAAGCAGUGCGAGGACCCCCGUGAGGACAAGACGCAUGUCAGCAUUGCCCACACCUGUUGGCUGUCGACUCUCUGGACUCCCAUUGGUGACCCCUAAAACCGUGCCCAGGCCCCUGGCUUCUCCCCUGUGCAUGUCUGCUCGGCAGCUUUCUUCUGAGCCCCGGAAAAAGUCUGCAGUGAGAAUUUCACCAAUGAGGGAGAGCCAGAGCAAGGCUGCUUCUGGGUGCUCAGACUUAUCAUCUGAUGGGAGUUUUUCUCCUCCGUCUGCUGUGCCGCAGGCACUUAGCUUUUCUCCAGAAAAGAGUGAUUUUACUUUUUCAAAAAGUGUCACCACAGAAGCAGCGCUGGUGGAAGCACAGGCGCCUGAAGAUGCACCCCUCAGUGAGGCUGUUCUCGUGGAUAUCCAGCUGGAUCAACUUGUCAUCACUCCAAAAGCUGAAAGCGCACCCCUCCUCGACCUCCCUCUCAUCGACCUUUGCAGUACUCCAGGAGCGAGCUUGGCUCUGGGCUCCGAAAGUAGACCUCUGAUCGACCUCCUGACAAACACUCCGGACGUGAGCAGAAGCGCUGUGUCGAAGCCUCUCCACGAGGUGGGGCAGCUGAUAGACUUGGCCUCUCCUCUGAUCCAGCUGAGUCCCGAGGCUAACAAGGAAAACGUGGACUCGCCGCUUCUCAAGUUCUGAGUAGAACAGAAGCCUCCGCAUUUUAUUCUUUGUUGCGAGAACAGUCAGUCCUAACUUAGAAAUGAAUUGUAGGAUAAAUUGUUUUGGCAAAAUUAAAAAGGAAAACAAACCUAAGUCAAAUGACUGUGCCUGAGGGACUGGGGGGUGGUUUGCCCACCUGAGGUCACUGCUGCCCGCAGCGUCCGUCCUUGCUGCCCUGCCAGGCUGGGAUGCCGAGUGGAAGUUGCUCCAAAUGGAGAAGUUUGUUUUGGAAUUUUUGUAAGUAAAAUAGCAAGUGACUAUUUUUAAAAUUGUUUGUAUGACAAGUUAAAUAUUCUAGAUUUACAUUGUAAAAUAAAUGACAAUGAAUUAAAGCACA
Molecule: messenger RNA, 5454 nt
Organism: Equus caballus (horse)
Lineage: Eukaryota; Metazoa; Chordata; Mammalia; Perissodactyla; Equidae
Gene: GTSE1
Product: G2 and S-phase expressed 1
Cellular component (GO): microtubule cytoskeleton; cytoplasmic microtubule
Molecular function (GO): microtubule binding
Source: RefSeq, a predicted model, not a curated record